Messenger RNA from Vespa mandarinia (Asian giant hornet), 12266 nucleotides. RefSeq names its product Dynein heavy chain at 16F (gene Dhc16F). Gene Ontology annotation, cellular component: dynein complex. Gene Ontology annotation, molecular function: ATP binding; ATP hydrolysis activity; minus-end-directed microtubule motor activity. Gene Ontology annotation, biological process: microtubule-based movement. The record is from RefSeq and is a predicted model, not a curated record. NCBI's taxonomy places the organism in Eukaryota, Metazoa, Arthropoda, Insecta, Hymenoptera, Vespidae.
CUGAAAAAACGAUUAUAGAUAAUAAAUAAAAUAACAUGGAAGAAGAAGAAGAAGAAAUAAGUGAUUCCUUAACCUCGAAUAUUUGUCCCGAUCAGAAAUACAGUGAUACAAAAAUAAACGUAAAAUAUUCUAAAAAUAAUAAAAAUAUUUACGAUGUUCUUACGUCUAGAAUUUGUCAAGUAUCCGCAAAAACUUACAAAAGUUAUUCGGAUGAAAUAUUAUAUCAUAUACCCCAUAACAAAGUACUCGAAAAAAUAGAGAAUAAAAAACAAAUACGUGAACCACUGACAGGAUUUGCAAAACAGCAAGAAGAAAUUACUAAAAGAGUAUUAAAACCGAAACUACAAGUAGCAGAUGAAGAAAAAAUUAAAAGCCGUAUAAUAGAGGUAAAGCCGAAAAGUUUGAUCGACGAUACGUCUUAUACUAAAUCUCAACCACCAAUUAUAGCAGAUCAAUUAGAAUUGAUCGAACGAUUGCGAAAAAAUCCGAAACAUAUAUUUUAUUACAUGAUAUACGCUGUAGAUCCUUCAUCUGAAUAUUUUACACCUUAUGCUUUAAAGGUUGUUGAAUAUAACGAAACUGGUAAAGCAUAUUUAACUAUUAGUAAGGAUGGUGUAACACAAUACACUAUUGAAGAGGUUACUUUUACACCAAUCAAAACGUGGGAAAAAGAAUACAUUUUUUAUAUGAAAUUAAUAAAAAUAAAAACUUUUUCUAUUUUUCGAAUGUGGAAGGCCUUUUAUGUAUGGAGAAAGCAAAUAACAUUCGGAAAAUUCAUAAAAGUUAGUAAUUACAUGGAGCAAAAUCUCUUCAUAUCAGAUCCGAUACUUAGCAAGGCAUUACUUGAAAUCAAAGCUAUGUGUACUGUAUUUCUUAAUUUAAGUUUUUACGAUGCUUCUGUCACAGAGAAAUUAUCUUUAUCUGACUUUACAGAAAUACAGUUACGGAAAGUAGAAGAAUUUCGAAACAAAUUAGAUGAAUUUAGAAAUCUAACAAAGGAUAUUGUGAACAAUGCCUGUCUGAAAGCGCUUCUUGAAGCUGGUUAUACUCCGGACGAUUCGAAUAUCACAAUAGAACAAACUGCAUAUGGAAAACUCCUUGCGUUUACUGAAAUGAAAUUUAAAAUGCCAAAGGAUGGUAUUCUAAAGAUGAGUUACAUCGAACAAGCUCGAAAACGAGACAAAUGUUAUCGUCUUUCUUGUUUUAUUCAUCUCAUCGACUAUAUGCAAACAAACAUGAUGCAAAUUUUUUUGUUAAAUACCUACAGAAGUUUUGUAGAUAUACUUAAAAAUCAUUCAAAUUAUCUGCCUGAUGAUGCAUCACUAGACAAUGAUUUAAUGGAUGUUGUAUUAGAGCCUCCUUUUCCUCGUACUCAGGGACCAUAUUUUAUUAUAGAUUUACUUAUAUCCAUUAAAAAAGGAAUACAUAUGAAUCCAUCUGAAAAUAAAUUUCAAGACGCGUUUAAAACUCUAGAAAAAACGUGGGAAGAAAAUUUGCACGCUAUUAAGCCGUUACUUUCAGAUCCUUUUUUUUACACUUUCACCAGACCAGUGAUAAAUCGUAAAAUAGAACAAAAAAUCUGCGGGGAACCACCGGAAAUUCUUACCGUUCUUAGCAUGGAUCCAUUGUUAAAAACUUUGAAAGCAGAGUUAACAACAAUUUUGAAUGACAACAUUGAUUCUGUGAAGCGUUAUUGGAAACGUUUUCAAAUAAUAUACGAUUUCUAUUUAGAAGACAUGCAAUUUGACGAAAACAUAAUUAGGGAUAAUAUUGAGUGUCGAUUAUUCCGUAAAUGGUGUAUCCGUUAUCAAAAUGAACUGAAUAUUAUUGAUAAAAUAGUUGAUUAUCAACCACUAGGUAUUUUUUAUAUUCAGUUACAAAGUUUUAAGAAAGCAGCUGCACUUGCACCUGAAGGAAAACGAUUUGUUAUUGAAGCUGUUAUGCCAGGGAUUGGUAAAAAUAAAGUGGAUAAUUUACUUACUGAAGCAUUUGUAUCGUUAAGUUAUCUACAAUCUGAACCAGUAUCGACAGACGAUUUCGUAUCAUAUAUAAAAUUUAUCGAUAAAGCUCAAGAAAGAGUGGAUAUGAUGGAGAAUCAAUAUGAUUACAUUAAAGAGUUGUACGAUACAAUGGAAGAAUUCCAGAUAAUAGUACCAAGCGAUGAUAUGGCGAACUAUUUGAACAUAAGCGUUCAUUUUACUACUUUGCGUUUAGCAGUCGAAAAGAAAUUGGAGGAAAGAGGAAAAUUAAUAGGAAAGUUUAAUAUCCAACUUCAAAAGGACAUUAAAUCUUUAAUAGAUAAAGUAUCUGAAAUUAACGAAGAAGUGACGCAAGAGUGGUUAAUAGAAGCUGAAAGUAAUAUAGAUGAAUGUUUAGAAACAUUAAAAGAUUUGACAGAACGAUUGAAUGAUUGUGUAGCAACUGCAGAGGAAUAUCGAUCACAUCAAAGAGCAUUUAAGAUCGAAGUUACAAGAUUUGUAAUUAUUGAUCAAGUAAUGAGCGAAUUAAAAUUGCGUACUUUACUUUGGGAAAGUGUUACAACUUGGGAAAAUGCGGUGGAUCAAUGGCAAUUUGCCGACUUCGAUACACUGAACGUGGAAGACGUUACAGCGUUAACAACGCGAAUUGUAAAAAAUAUUGUUCAAAUGGAGAAAGGUUUGCCCGCGAAUGAUGUUGUACCAAUAUUGAAGAAGGACGUAGAAUUGAUAAAAAAUAAACUACCAAUUUUGGGAUACUUACGAAAUCCAUUUUUGAAAAAACGUCAUUGGAUUAAAAUCGAAGGAUUAUUGAACUACAGAUUCAAACCGGACGAGCUUAUAACUUGGAAUUUAUUAGAAAAUCUCGGCGCAUUUUUUUAUUCGAAUGAACUCAUGGAAAUUGCUGCUGCAGCUAGUUCAGAAGCGAAUUUAGAAGGAAUGCUAACAAAAGUAGAAGAUUUAUGGAAAGAUUUGGAGUUUAUCGUCAUACCUUAUAAAGAAUCACGGGAUGUUUUUAUAUUAGGAAGUUUGGAGGAAAUCCAACUUGCUUUAGAUGAGAGUAAUAUUAAUAUACAGACUAUAGCUGCGUCUCGAUACGUUGGACCGAUAAAACCGAAAGUUGAAGAUUGGUUGAAACAAUUGGAUCUUUUUUCAAUAACUCUGGAAGCAUGGCAAUAUUGUCAACAGCAAUGGCUAUAUUUGGAAGCAAUAUUUUCAGCACCUGACAUUCAGAGACAAUUACCUACCGAAGCGAAACUUUUUCUGCAAGUUGAUAGAUCUUGGAAAGAUAUCAUGAGACAAACGGCCAAGAUGCCGCUAGCUAUGGAAGUUUGUACACAACCUGGUAUGUUAGAACAACUUACUGAGAACAAUAACAAUCUCGAUCAAGUAAUGAAGUGCUUAGAAGCUUAUCUAGAAGUAAAACGAAUAGCUUUUCCACGAUUCUUUUUCUUGUCCAAUGACGAAUUAUUAGAGAUAUUAGCACAGACGAAAAAUCCACAUGCUGUUCAAGUACAUUUGCAAAAAUGUUUCGACGGUAUAUUUCGUUUGGAGUUUGCAACCACAACGAAAGAAGAUGAACAUGGUGAGGUAGUAGCAACUCUUCUCACCACCGAUAUUAUUGCUAUGAUAUCACCUGAGGGUGAGAAGGUUGCUCUUGGAAGAGGUUUACGAGCGAGAGGAAACGUAGAAGAUUGGCUUGGCAAAGUAGAAGAAUCCAUGUUUAUAACUUUAAGAAAAAGAAUGAAAUCGGCGAUCAUUGAUUUAGAAUCUCGAGGACGAGAAUUAUUUAUUUUUGCUCAUCCUUCCCAGAUAGUACUGACGGUGUCACAAAUAUUUUGGGCUCGCAACGUUCACCUCAUCUUAGAUUCUGGCUUUAAUAUUAUAAAUUCGAUGCAAUCGUUCGAGCAAAAGUGUUAUUCGGAUCUAAAUCUAUUGGCCGCUAUGGUUAGAGGGGAAUUACCAAGAUUGAUACGCGAAAUAAUAAUCAAUUUAAUUACCAUUGAUGUACACGCUAGAGAUAUUAUCACAAUUUUAGUAGAAAAUAAAAUCGAUUCUAGUACACAUUUUGAUUGGGUUAAAGCAUUGCGUUAUUAUUGGGAUGAUGAAAUCGAUAAUUGUUUAACGAAAAUGAGUAAUUCUGAAUAUCUUUAUGGUUACGAAUAUCUUGGAGGAAAAAGAAGACUCGUCAUAACGCCACUCACAGAUAAAUGCUAUCUUUGUCUUAUGGGAGCUUUGCAAUUAGAUUUGGGUGGUGCUCCUGCUGGACCAGCUGGUACUGGUAAAACAGAAACAACCAAAGAUCUUGCAAAAGCCCUUGCAAUUCAAUGUGUUGUAUUUAAUUGUUCUGAAGGAGUGGAUUACAAAAUGAUGGGUCGAUUUUUUUCUGGGCUAGCAACGUCUGGAGCCUGGUGUUGCUUCGAUGAAUUUAAUCGAAUAGAUAUUGAGGUUCUUUCCGUAAUAGCUCAACAAUUAAUUACCAUUAGAAAUGCGAAACUCAUCAGAGCUACAGAAUUCAUGUUCGAAGGUCGUAUGAUAAAAUUAGUCAUGUCUUGUUCAACUUUCAUCACUAUGAAUCCCGGAUACGCUGGACGUACAGAAUUACCAGAUAAUUUGAAAUCUUUGUUUCGGCCUUUCGCCAUGAUGGUUCCUGAUUAUAAAUUAAUUGCGGAGGUAACGUUAUAUUCUGAAGGAUUCGAAAUGUCCGGGCUGCUAUCAAAGAAGAUGACUCUAAUGUAUACAUUAUGCAGCGAACAAUUGUCACAGCAAGAUCACUAUGACUUUGGAAUGAGGGCUGUUAAAAGCGUCUUAGUAAUGGCAGGAACUUUAAAACGUGAUAAUCCUGAUAAAUUGGAAGAUGUCGUAUUGAUAAAAGCUUUACGUGAUAGUAAUAUUCCAAAGUUUUUAAGCGAUGAUGCAAACCUAUUUGAAGGUAUUGUUAGUGAUCUUUUUCCUGAUAUUAUAAUACCUGAUGAAGAUUAUGGUAUUUUCGAAGAAAUAGCAAUUACGAUAUUAAUAGAGGAUAAUUUGCAACCAGAAAAAUGUACCAUAAGAAAAGCUAUUCAAUUGCAUGAAACUAUGAGAGUCAGGCAUGGUGUAAUGUUAGUAGGACCAACUGGAUCGGGGAAAUCUACUGUUCUUAAUACGCUAUGUAAAACCUAUACGCGACUUUAUGAAAUGGCUGUAGAAAAUCAAUAUUAUCAACCUGUUCACAUGUAUAUACUUAAUCCAAAAGCAAUUACUAUCGGUGAAUUAUAUGGAGAAGUAAAUCCAUUAACCAAUGAGUGGCAUGAUGGUUUAUUGGCUGUUAUAAUACGUCUCGCAUGUUCUUUUCAGACAGAGGAUCAUCAGUGGGUUGUUUGUGACGGUCCUGUCGAUGCUGUCUGGAUUGAAAAUAUGAACACAGUCCUGGACGAUAAUAAAAUGUUAUGUCUUGCGAAUUCCGAAAGAAUUAAAUUUACGCCUUAUGUUCACAUGGUUUUUGAAGUUAUGGAUCUUGCUCAAGCUUCACCAGCAACGGUUAGUCGAUGUGGAAUGGUGUAUCUUGAUCCUACCGAAUUAAAAUGGCUACCUCUUGUAAAGACAUGGGUUCAAAAGCUUCCCGAAGAUAUAAUUAUUCCAGAAUAUCAGCAAUUAAUUAUUGAUCUUUUUGAACAGUAUUUCGAAAAUGCAUUGAUCUUUUUCGGGAGAAGUUGUGAUCACGCUAUCGCACAGGUCGAUAUCAGUAAAGCCAACAUGGCUUGUGGUAUAAUGAAAAGUAUAAUACUCGAGCCAAAUGUUAUUGAUGCAAUUACAGAAAGAUCACGAAUAAAAACAUUUCUUAUUCAAUCCUUCAUUUAUUCACUUCUUUGGUCAAUCGGUGGCAAUAUCGUCGAUGCGUAUCGUGAAUUUUUCGAAGUUUAUGUUAAAGAACAAUUCGAUCAACAUCCAGACGCACGAUUACCGUCCGCUGAUUUAUGGAAUCUUUACAUGAACAUGCAAAGUCGAAAAUUAGAUUUAUGGAUUAAAAUAAUGCCGGUAUUUGAAUAUAACAAGGAUACGCCAUUUUUUGAUAUUAUUGUACCAACUAUUAACACGAUAAGAUUUGGUUAUAUAAUGAAAAAUCUUAUUAUGAUCAAUAUGCCAGUUCUUUUUACUGGUAGUACAGGAGUGGGUAAAUCAAUAACAACCAAAAUUGUAUUAAACGCACUUCAAGAAUCUAAUCUUUGGAUACCAAUAACUUUGAUUUUUUCUGCACAAACUAGCAGUGGGCGUACUCAAGAAAUUCUCGAACUUAAAUUAGAAAAAAGAAAAAGAGCAGUUCUAGGAGCACCUGUUGGCAAACGGGUUUGCGUUUUUGUAGAUGAUAUCAAUAUGCCUAAAUUGGAUACAUAUGGAUCUCAACCAUCAAUCGAAUUAUUACGACAAAUCUUAGACUACAGUGGAAUGUACGAUCGUGAGAAAUUAUUCUGGAAGGAUAUAGAAGACGUUGUAAUUACAGCAGCUUGUGCACCACCUGGUGGAGGUAGAAACCCUCUUACACCAAGAUUCGUAAGACACUUCGCGAUGUUAUAUAUACCAUCACCGACAGAAGAAUCUCUAAAAAACAUAUUUAGGGCGAUUAUGAGAGGCUUUCUGAAAGAUUUUGUACAGCCAAUAAUAGAUCUUGGAGAUAAAAUAGUGAAUGCAACGAUUCAAUUGUAUUUAAGGAUUUCUCUUGAUCUUUUACCUACGCCAGAAAAAAGUCAUUACCUCUUUAACUUGCGUGAUUUAUCAAAAUGCGUGCAAGGAAUGAUGCAAGCUGAUCCAUCAAUUAUCAGAGAACCUAAACAAAUGUUAAGAUUGUUUUAUCAUGAAUGUCUACGUGUUUUUCAUGACAGACUGAUAAACCUUGAAGACAAGAAUUAUUUCUAUCGACUUUUAUCAAGUAUUUGUUUUACUGCAUUUGACGACGAGGUGAUAUCAUUACCAGAUGAAAAAGUUAUUGAAAAACUUCCAAUUUUACUCUUCGGCGAUUUCAUGUCCUUUGGCGCACCAUUGGAACAACGAAUUUAUGAAGAAAUUACAGACAUAACGAAAAUAAAAUCUGUUUUGCAGGAUUAUUUAGAUGACUAUUCAUUAAGCAUUGGUCAGGAAAUGGGAAUUAUAUUUUUUAUGGAUGCCAUCGAACAUGUUUGCAGACUCGCAAGAAUUCUUCGAUCAGAAAGGGGCAACGGAUUAUUAGUUGGAGUAGGCGGAAUGGGAAAACAGAGCUUAGUAAAAUUAUCGUCGCAUUUAAAUUAUUAUCGGUGCUAUCAAAUCGAAGUUACUCGUAACUAUGAUAAAAACUUAUGGUUUGAAGAUCUUCGUAAAUUUUAUUUUAAACCAGGAACAGAAGCGGAACACACAACGUUUCUAUUUGUUGAUACUCAAAUCGUACUCGAAGAAUUCUUGGAAGAUAUUAAUAACACUCUCAAUACUGGCGAGGUUCCAAAUUUAUAUGAAACAGACGAACUAGAGAAAGUUAUUAUCGCUACAAGGCCAGCAGCUAAAGAAAUUGGUAUCAGUGAGAGUGACAGAGAUACUAUUUAUCAAUUUUUUGUCGGAAGAGUUAGAAACUAUUUGCAUCUUAUGAUUUGUAUGAGCCCUAUCGGCGAUGCAUUCAGACGCCGCUGUCGUAUGUUUCCUUCGUUGGUGAACUGUUGUACAAUCGAUUGGUUCACAAAGUGGCCAAAAGACGCUCUUCUUUCGGUAGCAGAGAAUUCUAUAGUAACAAUAAUACCGGAUAAUGAAAAAGUGUUGUCUGCACUUUGUUCAAUUUGUGUUCUGAUGCACGAGACAGUAGAAGAAGCAACAAUUCGAUAUUUUUUGGAAAUGCGUCGAAGAUAUUACACAACGCCAAGUAGUUAUUUGGAAUUAUUGAAACUUUAUCAAAAGACAUUGCAUAAAAAAAAAGAAGAGAUUUUAACACUAAAGAAAAAGAUCCUGAACGGUUUAAACAAAUUACAUGAGACUAAUGAUAUGAUAACCGUAAUGAACGAACAAUUAAUCAACCUUGCACCAAAACUUAAGAUCAGUACAGAGGAAGUGACACAAUUAGUGAAGAUGAUCGCAAAGCAACAAAUUGAAUGCGACAAAGUUAAAUAUGUUGUAGUCGCAGAAGAAGCUACUGCGAAGAUCAAAGCUGAUGAAACUGCAGUUUUAGAGGCUGAUGCAAGACAUGACCUCGAAGCGGUGAUACCAGCAUUGGAGGAAGCUGAGCAAGCACUAAAAGCUCUUAAUAAGAAUGAUAUUAAUGAGAUCAAAGUUUUCAAUCAACCUCCACGUCUGGUUCGCUUUGUCAUGGAAGCUGUAAAUUUACUAUUGAAAGAAAAGACUGAUUGGGCCACUGCUAAAUUAGUUUUAGGAGAUAUUCACUUUCUGGAUCGAUUAAUUGCCUAUCCUAAAGAUGAUAUAAGCGACACACUUUUACAAAAAUUACAGCAAUAUAUAAAGCAUCCUGAUUUUAAACCAGAACUUGUUGCGAAGCAGAGUAAAGUAUGUAAGUCAAUGUGUGUCUGGGUAAGAGCAAUGGACAGCUAUGCCAAAAUUUAUAGAGUAGUGGAACCAAAACGACACAAAUUGAAGCAAGCACAAAAUGAACUAUCAGAGAUAGAAAAUUUAUUAGCUUUGAAACAGCAAGAAUUGGCUGAGGUUGAGAAGAAAAUAAAAUCAUUGCAAAAACAAUACGACGCUGCGGUAGAUAAUUUGAAUCAAUUAGAAAAUGAAAUGGUACUUACUGAAGCUAGAUUAAGUAGAUCGGGUCGAUUAACAUCAGCUCUUAGCGACGAAAAACAACGAUGGCAGAGUAUGACCGAGGAAUUUGAUAAGCAAAUAGAAAAUUUAACUGGCGAUAUUUUGAUCGCUUCCGGUGCACUGGCUUAUUUGGGUGCCUUUACGAAUAUAUACAGAGAAGAAUUAAUGGAAAUGUGGAUAUCAAGAUGCAAAGAUUUAUAUAUUAAAAUAACGCCUAAUUAUAAUUUGAUUAGCAUACUUGCCGAUCCUUAUGAGAUACGUUUAUGGAAUAUGUACGGUUUACCAAGAGAUCAAACAAGUACAGAAAAUGCUGCUAUAGUUAUGCAAUCUAGUCGGUGGCCUCUUAUGAUUGAUCCGCAAGAACAGGCUAAUAGAUGGAUACGAAAUAUGGAAAAGAAAAAUGAUAUAAAAAUAUGCAAAUUGACAGAUCAUAAUCUCAUGAGAAUUUUAGAAGCAUGUAUAAGAAUUGGGACACCUGUUUUAUUGGAAGAAGUCGCCGAAACAUUAGAUCCAAGCUUAGAACCCAUUUUACUUAAAAAAUUAUUUGUACAGGGAGGGAGAACACUAAUACGAUUGGGAGACAAUGAUAUUGAAUAUGACGAGAAUUUUAAAUUAUAUAUAACAACGAAACUUGCUAAUCCUCAUUAUUUGCCAGAAAUUUGUAUAAAAGUGACGAUCAUUAAUUUUACGGUUACUUCGUACGGUCUUCAAGAACAACUACUGGCUGAUGUUGUACGACUAGAAAGACCCGAUCUUGAAGAAGUUAGAAAUGAAUUGAUUGCUAAAAUAAAUGCUGAUAAGGGACAAUUGCAUAACAUCGAGGAUAGAAUUCUAUCGUUACUUUAUGGUGCAGGAGAUAAUAUUUUAGAUAAUGAGGAACUUAUAGAAACAUUGAACGAAAGCAAAGAAACCGCGGCAAUUAUUGCUACACGAUUAAUCGAAUCUGAAGCAACGGAAAAAAAGAUAUCAAUUGAACGCAAUAGAUAUCAAGGUGUAGCCAAUCGUGGUUCUGUUUUGUAUUUUGUAGUUGCCGAUUUAACUGAUAUUGAUCCUAUGUAUCAAUUUUCAUUAAAAUACUUCAAUCAGAUAUUUAACAUAGUGAUAGAAACCAGCGAAAAAACCACAAUACUCGCAGAACGUCUUAGAAUACUGAAUAAUGAAAUCACAAUUGCAAUUUAUAUUAAUGUUGCUCGUGGUCUUUUUGAGAAACACAAAUUAAUAUUUAGCAUGAUGAUGAACAUAGCGAUACAUUUAGACGCAAAAAUUGUACAUCUUACGGAAUGGAACUUUCUUUUGCGCGGUGGAACUCAGAUUAAAGUUGAUAAAAAACCGGAUUAUCCAACAUUGACGGAUCUUAUGUGGAAUAAUAUUAAUUAUCUUGCAAGUACUUGGAAAAAAUUUGAAAAUAUUUUAGAAGAUGCACUGAAAAAAAUCAACUUGAAACUCGGCUAUUUAGAAGAAGAAAUCAAUGUGAAUCCCAAAAAUGUAAUUAAAGCAAAACAUGAUUGGAAUAAUAUAUUAAAUGAUAUUGAGAAAUUGAUGUUAUUAAAAUGCUUAAAAGAAGAAUGUCUUAUCUUUGGAUUUACGGCUUACGUAUCGAAACAUCUUGGUCCAAAAUUCAUUGAAUCACCAACAGCUAGUCUUCAUUCACUUUUUCCAGACACAUCUAAUAAAACACCACUAAUAUUUAUACUCACUACUGGAUCCGAUCCCUUCAGUGGUUUCCAAAGAUUCGCUAUAGAAACAGAAUACUUCCAUAGAUUCGAUUCUAUAUCUUUGGGACAAGGUCAAGGUCCUAUCGCUGAAAAAUUAAUAAAAAACGGUACGACUGAAGGCAGAUGGAUAUUUUUACAAAAUUGUCACUUGGCUGUUUCAUGGUUGAUCAAUUUGGAAAAAAUAGUAGCGGAUAUAUCUGAAACACCUGACGAUCAAUUGCAUACAGAUUUUCGAUUAUUUUUAAGCUCAAUGCCGAGUAGUGACUUUCCAGUUUCGAUUCUUCAAAAUGCAGUAAAAGUUACCAAUGAACCACCAAAAGGAUUGAAGGCCAAUCUCAAAAGAGCUCUUUUAGAUUUAGAAGAGGAAUUUUUCGAAGAUAAUGUUCUGGAUGAAAGUUGGCGUAAAAUGAUAUUUGGUAUAUGUUUCUUCCAUGGAAUUAUUCAAGAAAGAAAAAAAUUCGGUCCCUUAGGCUGGAAUAUACUUUAUGAAUUUAAUGAUAGCGAUCGAGAAUGUUGUUUAUUGAACUUGCAAAUUUUUUGUGAAAGUGGUACAAUACCAUGGAAUGCAUUAAUAUAUAUCACAGCUGAGAUUACAUAUGGAGGAAGAGUAACAGAUUUUUGGGAUCUUCGUCUUCUGAAAACAAUUUUAGAAAUAUUUUUCUCUCCUAAAACUUUAGAUACUGAUUAUACUUAUUCAGCAUCUGGUAUAUAUUACUGCCCCAAAUAUACGAAACUUCAGGAAUUUAAAGAUUUUGUUGAUAUUUUUCCUAUUGUUGAAGAUUCAGAAAUUUUUGGAAUGCAUGAAAAUGCAAAUAUAGCUUACCAACUAAAAGAGACUCAAUUUAUUAUAAAUACUAUAUUGGAAGCACAACCUAAAGAAAGUAUUGCAUCAAAUGGUAAAUCUAUUGCAGAAAUAGCAUAUGAAAUAGCAGAUAUGGUCAUGGAUAGAAUUCAUUUAAACAUAGAUUCUCAAAUGUGUCAUUCCUCUCACUUCAAAGUAGAUGAAAAGGGUAGAAUACCAUCUUUCACUACAGUUCUUUUACACGAAGUAGACAGAUAUAAUAAACUUUUAGCAAAAAUACAUGCCUCGAUGGAAAAUCUACAACGAGCUAUUAAAGGAUUUGUUGUUAUGUCAGAGGAACUUGAAACUGUCUUCACAGCUUUGAUCAAUAAUCAGGUACCACAAAUGUGGCACAAUGUUAAUGUAUACCCAUCUUUAAAAACUCUUGGAAGUUGGAUAAGAAACUUGGAACUUCGUAUUGAUUUCAUAGAGAUAUGGUUAUUACAUACUGCACCAUUGUCUUUUUGGAUAUCUGGACUAUCUUUUCCACAGGGUUUCAUAACUGGUAUAUUACAAACUUAUGCAAGGAAAUAUAAUACCCCAAUCGAUCAAUUAAAAUUGGAUUUCGAUGUCACUAAUGUUGUUCUAGAUCAAGAAGAUAUAGAAACUGAACAUAAGACAGCGAACAAAGAAGUACCAAAAGCAUAUAAAAACUUACGAACUCCAGAAGAUGGAGUUUUUAUACAUGGUUUAUUUAUUGAUGCUGGUAGAUGGGAUUUUCAAUUCAAUAUUUUAGUUGAUGCAAAUAUAGGUGAAAUGCAUCCUUGGCUUCCAGUUAUACAUGUGAAUCCAGUUUUACAAUUACCAGAACAAGAUUCAAGAUAUGUUUGUCCAUUAUAUAAAACUAGUCUACGUGCAGGAGUUUUAUCUACGACAGGACAUAGUACUAACUUUGUUUUACCUCUAUUACUCCCAUCAGCUCAACAACAAUCAUAUUGGAUAUUGAAAGGAACAGCUCUACUAAUUGAAAUACCAAAUUAA